GAUUUUAUAUUUACGACUGAGAAGUAGAAGCAGAUGUUAUUAUAUUUAUCUAUUUUUUUAACCUUUUAUCCUUAGCUGCGUUAUUAAUUUUUUAUAUGGUUUUCUCCCAGCAUGAAAGGAAAAUAGAUUGAGAAAUAUUAUAUACAUUUAGUUAAUACGAUUUUAUACAAAACGCGACUUAGAGAAUGAUGAUGAUAAAACAAAUUUGUGGAGAACAAAAUGACCCAGCUAUAACAAGUUUUGGUUUUUAAUGUUUCAAAAUGUUGUUGUUUAUUUCUCUUCCUGGUCUUGUUGUUUUGUUAUUGACAAAUAAAACAUUUGCACAGGGUUACAGUUGCUACGAUUUUAAAUUCAAGCCUAUUGUGUGCAGGCCAGGACCUGAAAAAUUAGGUCAUGGACGCAUCAUUGAUGUAACACCAAAUAUGACUUGUGGCACACCACCAAGUGGAUAUUGCAGAACUUCACAGCCUCUAGGUUGUUACCAGUGCAAUGCAUCUUCAUUUUUACACAGACACCCUUCUCGUUAUUUAACAGAUAAUGAUAACCCUUUAAACUUUCAGACUUCUGGUUUUAAACAAACAUGGUGGCAGUCGGUAACCUGGUGGGAUGCAAAACAGCAAUCCUUAUUGGUGAACAACAUUUUAAAAGUCAAAUUAACUUUGUCAAUGAAUAAAACAUAUGAUUUGACUGGCACGAUAAAGGUUACAUUUUAUUCUAGUAAACCACAUGCAUUUGUAUUUGAAAAGUCUAGUGAUUAUGGCAUGACGUGGAUCCCUUACAGAUAUUAUGCAGAUGACUGUACUUAUAGGUUUCCUAAUGUUUCUAAGAAGAGCAGUGUUAAAACUGCUUUAGACGUUUACUGUGUGGAAGAUAAGAGUGUCACAGCUGUUCAGGGAAGCCAAGUAACAUUUGAACCACACUAUACAGCAGAUAACCUUUGGACAAACAUUACACAGCAAUAUUUAAAGGCCACUGAUUUCAGGAUCUCACUGGAGUAUCCUUGGACAGAUGGUAAUGAAGUUAUCAAUCAAGAACCAUUUUUGAACCAAUAUUAUUACGAUAUAAGUGAUAUUCAGAUUAAGGGUCGUUGCCAUUGUAAUGGGCAUGCCCCUUAUUGUUUUGGCCCCAACAUCAAUGAGCAGAAAUGUAAUUGUCAACAUAAUACUGAUGGAAUUGACUGUGAAAUGUGUCUACCGUUAUAUAACAAUAAACCAUGGAAGCAUGCUGAAUCACCAACAAAGCCAAACCCUUGUGAAGCCUGUGAGUGUAAUGGACAUUCCAAGUCUUGUACUUACAAUGCCACGGUUGGCUUUGGAGUAUGUGAUGAUUGUUUGCAUGGAACUACUGGAUAUAACUGUGAUCAAUGCAAAGAGUUGUACUAUAGAAACACAAGUGUAUCAUUAUCUGAUGUAAGGGCUUGUGUAGCAUGUGAUUGCUUCAUGGCUGGUGUUACCAACAAUGGGUUAUGUUUACAAAAAUCUUCUGAUGAUCAAGAGGCUGGUCAGUGCUUUUGUAAACCGGAUGUUAUUGGACGCAAAUGUGACCAGUGCAAGUUUGGUUAUUUUGGAAUUCAAACAGGGAAUUGUUCUGCCUGCAACUGUUCCCUUUUUGGUACCUUAACGGAUAAAAGCAACACUUGUGAUCAAAUAACCGGUCAGUGUAUGUGUAAGAACACCACAUAUAGUCGUACCUGCUCAAGAUGCAAGCCAGGUUUUUACAGCUUUCCUAUAUCGAAAGACCAUGAAUGUGAAGAAUGUAGGUGUGAUGUGGGUGGGUCAGUAAACAAUGCAUGCAAUCAGAUAACAGGUGUAUGUACUUGCCGUAGAGGUAUAUAUGGUAGUCAAUGCAAAAGUACAAUUCCUGGGAAUUUCUUUCCUUUUUUUGAUUACUAUACAUUAGAGGCUGAAUCAGGUGCUGGUAAAUUUCAAAUAAAAUCAGAUGCCAAUAAGGCAGAUCAAGCAUUCACAGGAUUUGGUUAUGCUGUAAUUUCCAGUGAAGGAUAUGUGGAAGUAACUUUUAAUUCAGUGGAUUUUUUAGCAAGGUAUUUCCUUGUUCUGAGAUAUGUUAAAUCUGCAUCUGAUAUUGAUGUUAACUUGGAGUUAUCAUACACCAAUAAAACUGUUUCCUUCUCAUUAUUUCAUGAGAAAAUCACUUUACUAAAUGGUACAUUAAUGUGGCAGCGGAAGAACCCGAUUGUAAUGGUGAAAGGAGCAAAUUACAGUAUCAAGCUUUCAACUAAUUUUUCAACACCUGUAAAAAUUGAUUCCAUUAUAGUUAUGCCUGAUUAUAUGGCAAGUAAACUUUAUCUAAAUUCGAGCGCUGCUUACAAAUUAAAUAUUAGUUCAUGCUGGAAAGAGUCACGAUAUAUAAACAAAGAUAAACAUAAAGUAUGCAGAGCGAUCACCUUUUCUACUACUGCAGAAUGGUUCAAUGGAACUUUAGCAUGUGAUUGCGAUUUAACUAGUGCUGUUAAUCCAAUGACUUGCGAUUCUUAUGGCGGCCAGUGUCUUUGUAAGCCUGGUGUUAUGGGAAGAAGAUGUAAUGAAUGCAAACCUGGUUUCUUUAACUUUACACAAAAUGGCUGCCAAGCUUGUUCCUGUGACCCAGUUGGAUCGGUAGAUUUAGCGUGUGAUCGAUUCACAGGUCAAUGCAAUUGCAAACCAAACGUGUCAUUUCGUACAUGUAAUGCGUGCAUUAAAGAUUUUUAUGGUAUUGAAAGCAAACUUGGUUGUCGUGCUUGUCUGUGCAAUAAAAAUGGUUCAUUGUCAUCACAGUGUCGACAAGAUGGACAGUGUUUAUGUCAUAACAGCACCGUAGGAUUUAAGUGUGACCGAUGUAGAGAGAACUAUUUUAACUUCACAAAAAAUGGAUGCAGUUACUGUGGUUGUUCCAUGUUGGGUUCGCUUGCACAGCAAUGUGAUUUAUAUAAUGGAACUUGUCCUUGCAAAGAAAACGUUGAUCUUAAAAAGUGUUCAGCAUGUAAACCAAGCUUCUUCAAUUUGAAUCAAACUAACUCAAAAGGCUGUCAGAAAUGUUUCUGUUUUAACAAAACUGCACAAUGUACGUCUGCUGGGGGAUAUCAAGAAGUUGAUAUCUCCUUUGAUCCAACCACAUGGAAUUUGCCGAAUUUCAUUGGAGAUGUUGCAAACAAUUGUCUUGUCGUGAACGUAACGAAAUCAGUGCCUAUUAUUUCUCUUCCAGCAAGCUACACUGGAAAUCUUCUAUACCUGUUUCAUCAGCGUUUGUUUUUAAAUUUAAAUGUUCAUCAUAACGGAAAUGGAAGUUUACCCACGUUAGCGAUACGAUUUACUGGAACAAAUAACAAUAGUUUUUCUCUUUUACCAGCCAAUACUUCUGAUCAAUUUCAUGUUAUUCAUAAUUGGGUCUUAGAAAGAAUUUCCUUACUGGACCUACAAGCUGUUCUUUUUGAUGUGAAAAACAUUGAUAUCGUUGUUCAAGCUGGUAAUGCCAGCCAUUUGGAAAUAUGUGAUUUUAGAAUGAGCCGUGUUGAAAAGCUAUCAAAUGGUGUGCAAUUCUCUGGUGUGGAGAAAUGUUUGUGUCCUCAAAAUUACACUGGAAAUUCCUGUCAAUUUUGUGCAAAUGGAUAUUUUCGCAAAGUGUUUGGUUCGGGUUCGCUAGGAAAAUGUAUUUUGUGCCAAUGUAAUGGUCGCUCUCAAACAUGUGAUCAAGAAACUGGAGUUUGUUCAAAUUGUCGUGUUGGUACCACGGGCCAGUAUUGUGAGACGUGUGAACCAAACGUACAAGAGCCUGAUUGUCUGGCAUGUAAACGAGGCUAUUAUGGGUAUGGGAAUGAUGAUUUUUCUGGUUGUAGAGCUUGUGACUGUGCUGCGAAAAAUACUAUUCCUGGUGUGUCCGAUGUUUGUGACGUGGUGACAGGGCAGUGUCCGUGUAAAGCUGACAUUGGAGGACGUGCGUGUGAUAGGUGUGCUGAAAAUUCUGUUAAUAUCACCGAUGAAUGCAAACCAUGCUCAGAAUGUCAUCGACUCAUACAAAACGAAGUACACAUGCUAAGAGGAUCAUUGAAAGAACUAAAGUUAUUAACUGAAAAUAAUACUCAUACAAACGCACUGCUUUCCAACACAACUCUCACAAACUUGUUGAUAAACUUGACUACUUCUGUUAUGAGCAUGAUCGCACAGGCCAACGAGUCUACCAUUUUGGAGGAGAAAGUCAUGGCGGAAUUGUUUAUGUUAAACGAGACAUUGGAUGCCAUGGAAACACGACUUAAAAUAAACAUAUCGCAAGACAUCGAUUUAAUACGUUCUCGAGUUCCUUCGAUGUUGUCGUAUGAAAACAUAUCCAGCUUCAUUGUCAACACAACGUACAAUCUACUUUGGACAAGUGUCUAUGUAAUCAAUACAAACAUUGAACCUGCUCUUGUAGUUGUUCCUAAAAAACUUAUCAGUUUACAAGAAAUAGCGGGAAAUUUUUCCAAUAUAUCUUUAGCCUACAAAAGUGUGUAUUCUCCAGUUUUAAGAGAUAUAUAUCUGAUCCUAAACACAACAAAUUACGUUUUACAGCGAACCUCUACUGCUAGAAAGGUUCGAAAUGAUAUAGAAGAGAGCUUAAAUAAGACGCAAGCGGAAGUUAACGACCUCAAAGCUGCUAUCCAACCCACGAAUGUACUUGUAAAAAGUCUUCUUAAUGACUCUGAAACAUUUUUAGAGUCAUCUAUUCUGUUUUUGCAUUCUGCUAACAACACAUUGAUGGACGUUCGAAAUGGAACUGUCAAUCACUCUAGUCUUGCCAUAUUGGACAUUGCAAAACAAGCUAAUAGAAUUACCAGGCAAAUCAAUGAACUGAGUGAAAUUCACCAAACUUUGAAUAACAGCCAGAACAGAGUUUCAAGUAUGGUAAAUAAAUAUAUGAACACAUCAUCUGCAACUCUCCAACUGUCGCAUGAAAGAAACAAGAAUUUGUCAAUGUUAGUUGCAGAAAUUUACCAAGCUCAAGCGAUAGUUCGUAACGCCACCAAACUUUCCAACGAAACUUAUUCCACUGCGAUUCAACUGCUCUCUGUUGUGAAGAACUUCAACGUUACUUUGGGUAAUGCUUCUCAAGCAGCAAAUGAAUCAAUCAUGAUGGCUGGGAAGGUAAACGAGACAAAUGAAUUUGUUUUUGCUGAAAUAAACAGGACCACUUUGCUUAUAAGAGAAUACAUGGGAAAUGCUUCCAAGGUAUCCAACUUGUCCAGAAAUGCUAGUGAUGAACUUUUGAUUCAAAACCAGAUGCUCAAAGAAAUGCAUAUUGCAUCCACCAAUUUGGCACAUACUUCACUUCAGUUAUCAUACAACUGGAAUCAAUCUAUUGAGUUGAUUCAAAAUAUAACCAAUAUCACUACCCAAAACAUCCAAACUGCUAAGAAAUGCAACGAUCUCACGAAUACUGCCAACCAAUUAUUAGUUGAAUCGAAGACGGCUUUGACAAUAUCAGAGAGCUCAUUGGUGGACAAAAAACAAGAUCAAAAGCGAUUGGCUGAUCUCAUGGUGAACAUUCAAUCAGUGACUACUUUAAACAAGACAAGUUUGUUGUUACUACGGAAAUCUUUUAACGAAUCACGUCAAUUAUUCGACGGCUUGAAUAUCCAGAAAGCCAUUACGAUCCUGAAAAAAUUUUCUACCACUCAAAAAGAAGAUAUCGCAUCCUACAAAGAACAAGUACGAAGCUUACGUCGUGAAAUUGACGACAUGGAAAAAAUGCAUGACGUCAUUAAGGGAGUGAAGGGGUGUGGUUGAAUUUUGUUAUUGUCGGUAGACGAAACCUUUGAUUACGACAUCACCUUUUUUCACUAUAUAAUUUUACCAGCUCUUUAGGUAUGUAAGUGAAACUAAACAUCUUGCCAAUGUAAAAAUCAAAUAUUUUAUCAACCACGCAUAAUUUUCAUAAUUGCCCAAUCACAAUUCGUUAUUAAACAUUCUAACGACCUUUCACGCGGGAAAGUUUAUAGCUUUGCAUGUUUGUUCAUAGAGCAUGGUGAUAUUUAAGGCUUGUUUCCUACUCACUGCAUUUUCGCUAUAGCUUAAAAGGCUCACGGUUUUUUUGUUAUCUCGAAUUUUUUCCCAGUGUAUACUUACUAACUCUUGAGCUUUUUGUGUUACGGCUGAAAAUGAAUUUACAAAAAACAAACCUUGCACACAUUUUUUCCUAGGAGAUUAAUAUUUUUUAUAAAUUAUAAAAGUAUGACAAUAAAACUUACAGUAAUAUAUUUUGAUUGUUUUUUAAAAUGUAUAUUUUUGUGAAUAUUGUUUUAAUUUUUUUUUUGCAUAUCAAUACAACUAAUUAUCGCGUUAUCUAGAAGGUAAUAUCAACGCUUAGACUCUGAAGUACGCGAAUUAAGCCAAAAUUUAGUCAUUUUUUUUAGGUAGAUAAUUUUUUUUAAAGAAAACGUAUUUUUAUUGUAUGUGAUGAAUUUUUUUAAAAUGUAUUUUAAAAGGAUUUUUACUGAAGUGAAUUUAAUUUAUUUUUUAAGAGGAAAAUUGAGCCACUAGAGAAGUAUUUACUCUAUUUCACAGUUGGAAAAUCUGCUGUGUGUCUGGGGGCGAAAAUUAUCUCAAAAAUUACAUAAAAUAAAUCAGAAAUUUAUUAUCGAUGUGCAAAUAAUAUGGGUGUUUGUUAACGAUUGUAAUAGAAAAUAGUGUUCGUUUUCUUAGAUAUUUAUUUUUCAUAGCAUUCCUUAUUUUUUCUUCAUUAGCGUUUAAUACAUCACAACUGGGGACUGCAACGCCUGUUAAGGGCCAUAGGUGGGCUGCUUUUUAUAUUUGUGGCGAAGUCAAAUCCGCUGCUUGUAGAAGUAUGACUAAUACAUUUACCAAUUUAAAAGCAACCUUGUCUCCAGCACCUAUCUUCUCUUUUGUAUCGGAACAGCCAAAUUUCGGGCUGACCUUCUCCGAGGCCAUGUUCGUACCGCCGUCGCAAUGUCAGAAAAGAUACAAGAUGCUCUGGGGACAAGGUUGAAAGAAAGCCAUUAUUUUUGGUGAUUAUUUUUGUUGCUGAAUAGAAAUUUUGUACUUUAUAUGAAUGAAAAUUAACAGAUUGCGGAGUGA
This is a messenger RNA of Hydractinia symbiolongicarpus, 7064 nucleotides long. Its product is annotated as laminin subunit beta-1-like. The coding region runs from base 261 to 5756 and encodes 1831 amino acids. The record is from RefSeq and is a predicted model, not a curated record. The transcript is spliced from 14 exons. Lineage: Eukaryota; Metazoa; Cnidaria; Hydrozoa; Anthoathecata; Hydractiniidae.